AUGGCCGCAUCGGUAAAGCAUCCAGGAGGACGCGGGAACGUUGGAGGCAUGCAUCAUCACAGGAUCAACUUCGACAAAUAUCAUCCAGGUUACUUUGGGAAAGUUGGGAUGAGGCAUUACCACUUAAAGAGGAACCAGAGCUUCUGCCCGACUGUCAACCUGGAUAAACUGUGGACGCUGGUCAGUGAUCAGACCCGGGUCAACGCUGCCAAGAACAAGACUGGAGUUGCUCCCAUCAUUGAUGUCGUGCGAUCAGGCUACUACAAAGUUCCGGGGAAGGGAAAGCUCCCUAAGCAGCCUGUCAUUGUGAAAGCCAAAUUUUUCAGUAGAAGAGCUGAAGAGAAGAUAAAGGGUGUUGGAGGAACCUGUGUUCUGGUGGCUUGA
Molecule: messenger RNA, 384 nt
Organism: Chionomys nivalis (European snow vole)
Lineage: Eukaryota; Metazoa; Chordata; Mammalia; Rodentia; Cricetidae
Product: 60S ribosomal protein L27a-like
Exons: 1
Coding region: 1-384 (127 amino acids)
Cellular component (GO): cytosolic large ribosomal subunit
Molecular function (GO): structural constituent of ribosome
Source: RefSeq, a predicted model, not a curated record